AUGGAUUCCGAAGAGGCACAGGCAAAAAGAUACCGAGAGUUCGAGGCCGCAAUUCAAAAGCUGAAUGACUUGGUAAAAACUCGAACGCUUGGUGCAAUUAUUGAGGAAGUGGGAAAAGCUACAGACAAAUUACAUCGACUCGAUAUUUUUCAAAAUUUAGAUGUAUUACUUGAUACCAGCGGUGACCCGUUGGCUCAACGUGGCGCACUCGAUGUCAUCUUAUCGGUGGAGGAAAAAAGUCGAUUUUGGAUCAAAACAGGGACCGAGAUUGGAAAUGAUGCUGGCAGCGCGAAUAUUUCUUUAAAUAUCCGAAAUGUGUUUGGCGGUGCAGAAACCCUGGAAGCCUAUAUGUCUGCCGGUACCCAAACUUCACACGUGUUUGAGCCAAUUAAUGGAAAUCCGGAUUCCAAGAUUGACAUCACCGCCUUUAGCUUAACCAGAAACAAUCAAAUCUACAGUUCUCAUGACGAGAUAUUGCGUGGUGUUGCAUUGAGGUGGAGGGGGAUUUCUCGUCUUGGAUUCCACGAGCUGAGUUAUGGUUCAACUUGGAGGCAAAUUUGUAAUGUAGCUCAAGAUGCUUCAUUAAGGUGA
Molecule: messenger RNA, 591 nt
Organism: Acaulospora colombiana
Lineage: Eukaryota; Fungi; Glomeromycota; Glomeromycetes; Diversisporales; Acaulosporaceae
Source: the annotation of a GenBank genome assembly